AGAGAGAGAAGGGAUUUCACAAAGACCAAAUACAUUUCAAAAUAAUCUCCACACGCGGUCCAAAAGAUAAUUUACCCAUUUGCUACACACACCCACACAAAAUCCUCCUUACGAUACGAGCUGUCUCCCCCCCUCCCCCCUCUCUGUCUAAUCGCCUACUCUCCAAACCCACUUCGUAUUCUUGUCUCUAUCUCCAAUUCUGUAAUCUUUUUUAUUUUUUGGAAUUCUUCAUCUUCAAUUCUGUAAUCUGCGUUAUCCAAUUUCUUGUUAUUUUAUCAUCAAACUGAGACAACUCUCCUUCGAUUGCUUUGAUUCUGCUAAAGAUUGAGUUUUUCUCUUCGUGUUUGUUUUUUCUCUCUCUCAUCCAAUUGGGCAUAUACAGAUGGGUAUAUAUCUCAGUACUCCUAAAACGGAAAAGUUUUCUGAAGAUGGUCAGAAUGGUUGGGUCAGAUAUGGUUUGUCAUCCAUGCAAGGUUGGCGUGCCACCAUGGAAGAUGCCCAUGCUGCAUGUACUGAUCUGGAUGAUUCUACGUCAUUCUUUGGUGUAUAUGAUGGUCAUGGAGGUAAGGUUGUUGCUAAGUUUUGUGCCAAGUAUCUUCAUCAACAAGUGCUCAAGCAUGAAACAUAUUCAGCUGGAGAUAUAGGAACUUCAGUCCAGAAAGCAUUUUUCAGAAUGGACGAGAUGAUGCGUGGACAAAGAGGAUGGAGGGAGUUAGCUGUUUUGGGAGAUAAAAUUAACAAGUUUACUGGUAUGAUCGAGGGUUUGAUAUGGUCUCCAAGAAGUGGUGAUGGAAAUGAUCAGGUGGACGAAUGGGCUUUUGAGGAGGGGCCUCACUCUGACUUCUCUGGACCAACUUCGGGGUGUACAGCCUGUGUUGCGGUCGUCAGAAACAACCAACUUGUUGUUGCUAAUGCUGGUGAUUCCCGUUGUGUAAUAUCCAGGAACGGCCAGGCAUACAAUCUUUCCAGAGAUCACAAACCCGACCUUGAGGCUGAAAGAGAGAGGAUCUUGAAAGCUGGUGGUUUUAUCCAUGCAGGACGCGUCAAUGGAAGUUUAAACCUUUCAAGAGCCAUAGGUGACAUGGAGUUCAAGCAGAACAAGUUUUUGCCUGCUGAAAAGCAGAUUGUGACUGCCAAUCCAGACAUAAAUACUGUUGAGCUUUGUGAUGAUGAUGAUUUUAUGGUGUUGGCAUGCGACGGUAUCUGGGAUUGCAUGUCAAGCCAACAGCUAGUAGAUUUUGUACGCGAACAAUUGAACGCAGAAAGCAAGCUUUCCGCGGUAUGCGAAAGGGUACUAGAUAGGUGCUUGGCACCAUCUACUGCUGGUGGUGAGGGAUGUGAUAACAUGACCAUGAUCUUGGUGCAGUUCAAGAAAACCAGUCAGUCUUCUUCUUCGGAUGCUGCUGCAGAAGAGAAAUCCUCGACUUCUGAUCAAACCGAGACAGAAUCUAAACCAGCAGAUACUGAGUCGAGCUUGGAAGUUUAGUUAUAUAUCAACGACAUGUAGUUACAAGAGGAUUGAAGAUCCCCCAAAAUUUUCUUGCUUUGAAGACUGAAUCACGGGUUGUUUGUAACUGAAGAGAUGGGGGAUCGAUUACAGUUGAUAUCCACAUUUCCUGCUGCAUUUUGUUCCACUUUACUAACAAUUGCAGGCAGUUGUACAGAAGCUAAUAAUAUUGUAGCAGAUUGUAUUGGCUGGUUGAUUUUGAAUAGUUGAUGUUUCUCUGUUCUCA
Molecule: messenger RNA, 1733 nt
Organism: Rhododendron vialii
Lineage: Eukaryota; Viridiplantae; Streptophyta; Magnoliopsida; Ericales; Ericaceae
Product: probable protein phosphatase 2C 60
Exons: 11
Coding region: 383-1486 (367 amino acids)
Biological process (GO): protein dephosphorylation
Molecular function (GO): cation binding; protein serine/threonine phosphatase activity
Source: RefSeq, a predicted model, not a curated record